Aedes albopictus (Asian tiger mosquito) is the source of this 6448-nucleotide messenger RNA. Its product is annotated as putative mediator of RNA polymerase II transcription subunit 12. Bases 3647 to 6310 code for a protein of 887 amino acids. The transcript has 2 exons. NCBI's taxonomy places the organism in Eukaryota, Metazoa, Arthropoda, Insecta, Diptera, Culicidae. The record is from RefSeq and is a predicted model, not a curated record.
GCCUUGGGUCAGCCAUCAAAGACUGGAAACGACUGAUGCAGAGAGCGGAAGCCGCUGAAACCGAGUUGACGGCGACUAAAAACGCUCUGGCGGCAGUACCGCAGCAGGCGAAAACCGGAGCACCUCCCGGUAGAAGUACCAAGGUGAAGGGAAAGCAAGUUGGGACGGAAACUACUCCAGCAUCCACCCCAAAGAGAACCAGAUCAUCACCUGGCGACGAAGGGUUGGCAGCACACAAAAAACAAAAGAAUGUGGAUGCCAGACCGGUGAACGAAGCGAUUACCGGCGGAAAUGAAGACACCCCAUGGCGUGAGGUCCGGAACAGGAAGGACAGAAACAGAAAGGAUGGCGCCAAAACGAAAAAACCUAUCAGAAGGAGAAAGAAAGGUGAAGCGGUCAUCGUGAAAACCAGCGAAGACACGUACGCCCAAGUUUUGCGGGCCAUGAGGACGGAUCCGCAACUCCAGGAGUUUGGUGCUGACGUCCAGAAGAUCAGGCGAACCCAGGCAGGAGACAUGAUCUUCGAGUUGAAAAAAAGACUCGAAAAACAGAAGCUCAGCGUACAAAGAGCUAACGGAGAGAGUAAUGGGUGAAAAGGUUCAAGUGAAAGCUAUGUGCCCCAAAGCGACGAUUCAAUGCAAGGAUCUGGACGGGAUUACCACCGAAGAGGAAGUGAUAAUCGCCAUGCGGGAGCAAUGCGAUUUGGAAGGUGUGGGGAUAUCUGUACGCCUGAGAAGAGGACCGUUCGGAACGCAGGCAGCGUCGAUAAAACUCCCAGUAGAAGCAGCCAACAAAGCGAUCAAAGUCGGCUGUUCAGUAUGCUCACUGAGGUUGUCCCAUCGACCGGAAGGGUGCUACAGGUGCCUGGAACACGGCCACCUGGCGCGGAAUUGCAAAGGAAUCGACAGAAGUAAGCUAUGCAGGUGGUGCGGUCAGGAAGGGCACAAGGCGCAAGACUGCAAAAACGAGCAAAGAUGUCUGUUUUGUGUUGACAAAAGCCGCAACAGACAUGCGACGGGAGGGCCUAGAUGUCCGGCCUUUCAGCAGACGCCAGGUGCUAAACCACAGUGGAGGUAACUCAACUAAACGUCAACCACUGUGACACAGCACAACAAUUGCUGUGGCAAUCUGUAUCGGAGUCGAAGUGCGAUGUGGCUAUCCUCUCUGAGCCGUAUCACAUACCAGUUGGAGACGGUAACUGGAUCGCAGACAAAGCGAAGACAGCUGCCAUUUGGACGAUGGGGAAGUACCCCAUCCAGGAACUAGUGUUUCAGGCAAACGAAGGCUUCGUGAUUGCCAAAAUCAACGGAGUUUUUGUUUGUAGCUGCUACACACCCCCUCGAUGAACGAUUCAACCAGAUGCUAGACGAGCUAACCGACGAGCUGUCCGACCGAAAACCGGUCAUAAUCGCCGGGGACUUUAACGCCUGGGCGGUUGAGUGGGGCUGCCGCCUCACCAAUCAAAGAGGGCUUGCCUUGCUAGAAGCGCUAGCAAAGCUCGACGUGCACUUGGCCAACGAAAGAAGCAGGUCGAGAAUCCAUAAUCGACGUCACCUUCUGUAGUCCCGUGUUAACGCGAAACAUGAACUGGAGAGUUUGCGACGGAUACACUCACAGCGACCACCAGGAAGUUUGGUACAGCAUUGGAGUAUAACCACGGAGUACACUAGCUGGCAGACAUCCUCGCGAUCGAAUGUGGAAGACGAAGCAGUUCAACAAGGAGCUUUUCAUCGAAGCUAUCAGAAGAGAAGACCCGGGGUCGAAUUUGAGGCCGGAAGAAUUAACGGCAGCGCUGGUGCGAGCGUGUGACACAACCAUGCCAAGGAAGUUCGAGCCGCACAACAGACGUCGUCCGGCAUACUGGUGGAGUGAGGCGCUUCGUGACCUCCGUGCAAAAUGCCUCAAAGCCAGAAGGCGGAUGCAACGAGCUAAAACCGACGGCGAGAGAGCAGAACGCAGAGUAGUGCUGAGGGCCGCGAGCCGCUUUGAAGGAGGAAAUUAGGCGCAGCAAGAAAUCAAGCUUCAAGGAGUUAUGCCGUGAUGCCGAUACAAAUCCGUGGGGAGACGCAUACAGAGUGGUGAUGGCCAAAAUCAGAGGUCCUGCGGUACCCACUAAAACAUGUCCAGAAAAGCUGAGAGUGAUUAUCGAAGGGUUGUUCCCUCAACACGAGCCUACGAUUUGGCCACCUACACCAUACGACCAUGCAGGAGAGGAGAGAGUGAGCAUCACCAACGACGAGCUCAUAGCAGUGGCCAAGAAAAUGAAGGUGAAGUAAGCCCCCGGACCAGAUGGGAUCCCCAACGUAGCGUUGAAAACAGCUAUUGAGUUAAUCCAGAUAUGUUCCGGACGUCACUUCAAAUCUGCCUGGAUGAUGGACAUUUUCCGUCCCAGUGGAAAAGGCAAAAACUGGUGCUACUACCGAAGCCAGGCAAGCCUCAGGAGGCUUCCGGCCGAUAUGUUUGCUGGAUACGCUCGGUAAGCUGCUGGAGAACGUCAUCCUUAACAGGCUGGCGCCAUUUACAGAACGGGAGCAGGGACUUUCGAAGAUGCAAUGCGGAUUUCGAAGAGGGAAAUCUUCGAUAGAUGCCAUACGAACGGUUUUUGAUACUGCCGAUAAAGCAAGGAGGAAAACGCGACGGGGUAACCGCUUCUGUGCCGUCGUCACAAUCGAUGUGGAGAACGCAUUCAACAGCGCAAGCUGGGAAGCCAUCGCUGCAGCGCUGCACGAGAUGAAGGUUCCUGACUACCUCUGCAGAAUUUUCAGUAGCUACUUCGACAACCGGACUGUUACCGGUACCGUUGAGAUGGGCACCCUAUCCCAACCGGUCCGACCGCAUGACUGAUUAACACGUCAUGCCUCAUCGAUGCGAUGGAACAAAAACAAACACGAUUACCAUUAGUAUACAGCGUGAAGAAUUUCGGCUUACUAUUUUACUAUUUUUUCUUAUAAUUAUACCUUAUAACGAACAGUUAGUGCUUAAAACUAGUUUGUUCAUCCAAUUAUCAACUAGUAGAGGUAAGAACGUUGAACUUAUAGCUAAACUUAAACUGUAAAUUAUAAAACUAUUCCAAUGUCAAAUCACAAUCGAUGUGGAGAACGCAUUCAACAGCGCAAGCUGGGAAGCCAUCGCUGCAGCGCUGCACGAGAUGAAGGUUCCUGACUACUUCUGCAGGAUUCUCAGUAGCUACUUCGACAACCGGACUGUUACCGGUACCGUCGAGAUGGGCACCCUAUCCCAACCGGUCCGACCGCAUGACUGAUUAACACGUCAUGCCUCAUCGAUGCGAUGGAACAAAAACAAACACGAUUACCAUUAGUAUACAGCGUGAAGAAUUUCGGCUUACUAUUUUACUAUUUUUUCUUAUAAUUAUACCUUAUAACGAACAGUUAGUGCUUAAAACUAGUUUGUUCAUCCAAUUAUCAACUAGUAGAGGAGCUAAGUCUAACCUUGAAGUUGGACAGAGAAAUAGAAGGGUCUAGAACACUAAGGACCACUGAAAAGUAAGUUGUUAGUUUAAGAAAAUUAAAUAAUUGAACUAAUUUAAACUACGUUACAGUUUUGAAGCAUCAAUAAACUAGCUACAAACAUCAGUGUGUAGCCCUUUGUUUCCUGUCGCAACAGUUCUUCAAAAUUUUCAUCCGAGAUGAGUCAUCAUCCCGAAACGAGCAAGAAGUAUGGAUGCGGUGGAUGUGACCGGCCAGACGAAGCGGACAACCUGAUCCAAUGCGUCGCCUGUGAUGCGUGGUGGCACUUCAGUUGUGCCGGCGUUACGGGAUCAAUUACCGAUCGUUCGUGGAUGUGCACCCGCUGUAAACGCACCUCUCGCGCUUCCUCCAGAGCCAGUGUCGCUAGUCGAUCGUCUUCGCAACUAGCGGAAAGUAUGGCACGGCUGCGUGAACGCCAAGAGUUGCAGAAACAACGCACAGAGGUGGAAAUGGAAAAGAAAUUCCUCGAGGAGCAACGAAAGCUGCUGGAAGCAUCGAUUGCCGCCGAAGAGGAGAGAAGAAGCCAGGUGAGUUGUACGAAUAGCCGAAGGAGAGUCCAAGAUUGGAUCGAGAACAGCGCGGACCAGACAACGAGCGCGGCGGAGGGAAAUCGCCAGCCAGUGGUUCAGCAGCACGAAACUCAUCCACAUCAGGGGAAUUCGGAUUACGCGGCGGCGGCAGGUAAUUUGGACAUCCAGCUGCAUAGCUCCCCUCUUCGUGAUCGAACAAUCCCUGCAUUCGAGACCACUGAAGACUUUAGCGAUCUCCAACCACUGCCGGAGGUGAUCAACCAGCACAAUGCCAGGGACCUAAUCCGUGAAUUACGCGUGAGACUGGAGCGGUGCUUACUGCAGUCGGAGCCAACAUCACCUCAAUUGGCGGACCUGCAGCAACAGCUGCAGCUAUGCAGAGAGGAAAUCGAAGGAAUGCAUUUUACUGUGCACCGUUUAGCGACUGCGUCGACGCCAGCGGCCCAAACGGACAACAUGGGAACAGCGGUAAGCAGUAACGACAGGCUAGUACAACCAGCUGAAUCGCUAGGUGCCAUCCCAAAGCACCGGCCGAACGAGUUCCUUCAAGGUAAGUGUCAUGCCUCCGAAAACCAAACCGAAAGAAUACACGAAAACAAUCUCUCUCAACUGAAGUCAUAUCCAACCAUGCAAAAUCCCCCCCAUGAGCAGCAGCGUAUAACCCACGCGCGCUCUAAUGCAAUGAAUAACGAGCAAUCGACUGUUACCCAACACACUCCUUUCCCCCCUGCAAUAACCCAAGUACCACACCUACAACAGUAUGCUUUCGGGUACCAACCCCCAGUGCAACAAGAAUUAGUGCUUCCGCCCCUAGUGCAGCAGCCAACAGUGCAGCAAUCAGCUAUGCAGCAACCUCCAGUGCAGCAGCAUGCAGAGAGUCAGCAUCCAGUGCAGCAGCCACCAGUACAGGAGCCGUUGUUGCAGUCACGUACGGGGCAGCAAUCCGCAAUGCAGGAGCCACCGGUGCAGCAGUAUAUAGAGCAACAGCCUCCAGUGCAGCAGCCGCCGUUAGUGCAGCAGCUCGCUGUGCAGCAGUCAAAGAUGCAGCAGCCGUUGGUGCAGCAGAUAGAUCGUCAAUCUCAAGUGCAGCAGUAUGCAGCGCAACAGCUUCCAGUGCAGCAGCCUUCGGAGCGGCAACCCGUGAUGCAGCAGCCGUCAAUGCAGCAGCUAAUCGAGUGUCAGCGUCCAGUGCAGCAGCGGGAGCCUUUGGUGCAGCCGCGUAUAGUGCAGCAGUCUCAAGUGCAGCAGUAUCCAGCGCAACCGUUUCCAGUGCAGCAGCCUUCGGAGCGGCAAUCCACGAUGCAGCAGCCGUCAGUGCAGCAGCAUAUCGAAUGUCCGCGUCCAGUGCAGCAGCCUUUGGUGCAGCCGCGUAUAGUACAGCAGCCUCAAGUUCGUCAGUAUCAAGUCCCUCAGUAUUCAGAGCAGCAGCCUUCGGUGCAGCAGUCUGCGAUGCAGCAGCCGUCAGUGCAGGAGCAUGUAGAACGUCAUCAUCCAGUGCCACAGCCAUCAGUGCAGCGAGGUCAAAUCCAACAGCCAAUGCAGCUGGCGCAGCCACCGUCAAUGCAGCAGCCGCUGAUGCAGCCAUCUUCACUUCAACAGCAGUCAGAGCGUUGGCCGUCAGUGCAGGCACGUCCGGUGCAACAGCAUCCAGUCCAGCAGUAUGCAGAGCAGCCAAAUCUGCUGCCACAAUUUCCAAUGUGGGCAUCACCGGUACAACAGCUUUCAACGCAGCAGCCUUUGAGGCAGCAACAUCCUGUCGGUACUCCGCCAAUAUCAUCUGAAGGUGCGGCACCAGACGUGAACGGGCAGGAGAGGAGAGUAGACGAACUGCCAACGCCGCAACAGCUAACCUCUCGUCAAUCUUUAGCACGAGAUCUGCCUACGUUUUCUGGGGAUCCAGCCGAAUGGCCGAUAUUUAUCUCCAACUUCGAGUACACGACAAGAACAUGCGGGUAUACAAACGGAGAAAACAUGGUGCGCCUAGAAAGAUGCUUGCGAGGACAUGCAUUAGAAAGUGUGCGCAGUCGCUUAGUCUUUCCAGCUGCCGUACCUCAAGUGAUAGAGACGUUGCGGAUGAGAUAUGGUCGUCCGGAGUUGCUUAUCAACGUUUUGUUGCAGAAGGUGAAAGCUAUGCCCAGUAUUCGGGGGACAAGUUGGAAGCCCUCAUUGAGUUCGGGAUGGCGGUUCAAGAACUGUGUGACCACAUCGAUGCGGCGGAUGAAAGAGCGCAUUUGUCGAACCCCACUCUUCUGCAGGAACUCAUUGGAAAGUUGCCCUCAGAUCAGAAGCUGAUGUGGGCAGGUUUUAAGCGCGGCCGUCCGGGAGUGGAUCUAAAGACAUUCAGCGAGUAUAUGGUCGGCGUUAUGCAAGAUGCUUCAAGUGUGGUGCUCUUCGAACAGGAUUCACGGAAGAUCGGGACCAGAGAGAAGA